Emiliania huxleyi CCMP1516 is the source of this 1943-nucleotide messenger RNA. RefSeq lists its product as hypothetical. The transcript is spliced from 7 exons. NCBI's taxonomy places the organism in Eukaryota, Haptophyta, Isochrysidales, Noelaerhabdaceae. The record is from RefSeq and is a predicted model, not a curated record. Bases 12 to 1589 code for a protein of 525 amino acids.
CUCGUUGCUCGAUGAUCACGAGUCUUCCGACCCCGGCCGAGGCGGUGCGCCCGCGUGGGCGGGCGAUCGUCGUCUCGUUGGCGGCGGCGACGCUCGCGGCGCUCGCGCUCUGCGUCCACCGCAACCAAUCGAGCUCGCGGCUGGGCAGCUCCUCUGAUGACGAGGUCCUCGCCCGUGGGUUUUUCGACGACGCCUUGGCGCCACGCUGCUACGACGAGGAGAAUUGCUUCUACGGCUGUAAGGAUGGCUACGAGCAGCGAUGGUCCGGAGCGGCCGCGCGCAGCUUGUGCUUCAAGCGGACGCCCACGCCUCCGCCUUCCCCUCCUCCUCCUCCGACGGCGCCCUCCGACGACCGCAAGGUGAACUGCAAGAGGCUGCCCAAGUUUUACGAGGGCGUCGCCACCGCAAAGCUGCAGGACUACCUCACGACCGAGCUCAAGCUGCCGACGCCGCCCGACCCCGGCGCCGAGAAGCAGCACAUGCUCGGACUCAUCCCGACCGACACCUACCGCUUCAACAUGAGCUACAGGAAGCUAAAGGCGCAUCUCCCCCCCGCGCCGCCUGGAGCGCCCCGCGCUGCCGUGGGGUCGGUCAAGCUGGUCGGCUGUCUGUACGAGGGCCGCAAGGCUGGCGCGCUGUGGCUCGACUCGCUCGACGCCUACCACAAGCUCGCGAAGAGCGUCCGCAACAAGGCGGACGCGCUCGGCGACAGCGUGCUCGGCUCGCUCGGAGGGGCGGUGGGCGCGAGCGACGGCGCGUACCAGGACUUCAAGGAGUGGCACGCGGGGUGGAAGCAAGACGGCCUCGCUGCCAAGGCCGCCGCCAAGGCCAAGGGGACGCUGCGCGAGCGCUUCUUCCCGGAUGCGAUCCGCGUCGAGGUGAGCGACAUCGAGUUCGAAGUUCAGUACGCGUACUCGACCUACAACGCCCUCGGCGUGCACUUGUGCAGCGGCCCGAUCACCGUCACCGGCCACGGCUCGCUCUGGUUCGACGACCUCUCUCUCAAGGAGAAGGACCUCGAGGCGCUGGUGGGCGGCAUAUGCAGCUUCGUCAGCAGCCAGUACAAGGACGGGUUCGCCCGGCCGGACCUGCUCGGCAUGGCGUGCAACGGCUUCGAGGCGGUGAAUCACAACCCGUUCUCCGACGGGUGGCACUGGGUCGGGCCAGGGGAGCGGCCGGCCGGCCUCGUCGGCAAGGUGCAGGAGUUCACGAAGAAGUCGUGCGGCUCGGUCGACUACGACAUGAACCGGCGCUGCAUGUUCACCGACGGCUGGGAGCAGGCCUUCAACCUGCUCCCGAUGCUCGAGGGGCUCGGCGCCGCGAACCCCUCCUUCGACAGCGAGGCGUACGCGCAGGUCGGGGACAAGGCCAAGCUCUGCCGCGCGGAGGGCGCGUCCUGCCACGUGUGGGACUGCUGCGGCGUCAACGGCGAGCUUAAGCCCAUGUGGUGCAACCCUUUCGCGAGCGGGCAGAUCGGCAGCAUCGGCAAGGCGCGCUGCGUGGUGUGCGAGGAGGGCGUCGAGACGGGCAGCAAGGAGUUCCCCGGAACCCUCGUCGCCUGCGACGCGACCCAGCGGCGAGCGGGCUAGUGGGUGAGUGCCUCCUGCCACCCCGCGCACUUAAGAUAGUGCGCGUAGUGAGUGGGCUGCCGGCGAGCGGGCUAGUGGGUGAGUGCCUCCUGCCACCCCGCGCACUUAAGAUAGUGCGCGUAGUGAGUGGGCUGCCGGCGAGCGGGCUAGUGGGUGAGUGCCUCCUGCCACCCCGCGCUGCGCGCGCACUAAGAUAGUGCGCGUAGUGGGUGGGCCGCCUUCUAGUGGUCGGCGAGGCCGUGGCCAGUGCCCCGGCCCUGCGGCGCCGCCUAGUGAGUGAGUGCUCGCCGACCCUCCCCACACUAAGUCGGCAUCGGUGCUGUGUUUUUUAGUUGGCGAAGGCUCCUGAGGAGA